Messenger RNA from Poeciliopsis prolifica (blackstripe livebearer), 3348 nucleotides. RefSeq names its product gastrula zinc finger protein XlCGF57.1-like. The record is from RefSeq and is a predicted model, not a curated record. NCBI's taxonomy places the organism in Eukaryota, Metazoa, Chordata, Actinopteri, Cyprinodontiformes, Poeciliidae. Bases 1 to 1914 code for a protein of 637 amino acids. The transcript is spliced from 2 exons. Gene Ontology annotation, biological process: regulation of immune system process; regulation of cytokine production; negative regulation of transcription by RNA polymerase II.
AUGACGUCACGCCCGCGCCGGAAGUUCUUCGUUCUGUUUACAUGUCACCUUUUUGUUGUGUUUAAAAAGCUCUUAAAAAUGUCCAGAAAGCGGGCAGAGAGCGGCAGUCUGAGGGCCUGUGUGGAGCAGCAGCUGGCGGCCGCAGCCUCGGGGGUCCUGGGGCUGCUGGAGGAGCGCGGCCAGGCGGAGCUGGAGGAGCUGCGGGCGCUGCUGAUGAAGCGGAUCGCGGCGGCCGUGGACUCCAUCCUCACCACGUUCGAAGCGAGCAGAGCGGCCGGAAGAGGGACUCUGGAGCCGGGAGAGAGGCGGAGAGGAGGCCGCGGAGAGCAGCCAACAAAACUGUGUCUGUCUGUUGGUGUUAGGAGUCAGCCUUUCCAGAGACCAUCUGGUUCCAUUUCCAGACUCGAGCAGCAGGCGGCUUUUCCAGACGAAGACACGGCAGCUGAGGAGGAAGAGGAUGAUUUUGUUGCAGCAGACGAAACAUCUCCCAGCUGCAAAGUCUGUGGAAAAUCCUUCGACACGAAAGGCUUUUUGAUCAAACAUGUGGAGAAACAUGCCAAGGAAGAGGCGAGUGGGUGCGGUGUGUGUGGGGAACUUUUGGAGUCCAGCGCUGAGCUGAAACGGCAUCUUCAGACGCAUCGCGACAGCUGCAGGACCUGCGACUUCUGUGGCAAAAAGUUCCCCUCGAUCCGAGCUAAGGAGACGCACACGCGGCUGCACACCGGUGAGAAACCGUUCAGCUGCCGCCACUGUGGCAAAGGCUUCAGCCAGAAGGGCAACAUGAUGACUCACCUGCAAACCCAUGUAGAAGAAAAACUCUCUGAAGACUUUGUCCACAGUGUUUCACCAGAGCAAGACAUGAAGACCGACAGUGAACAGACGGCGUUCACCUGCAAAGUCUGUGGAGCAGACUUCCUAACGACCUCUGACCUCAGGAGACACGCCCGAACCCACAAUCAGCCGACCAACAGGACCAAACGCAGAAAGCCGAGUCUGACUCCUUCUCACUCUUGCAAGGUCUGCGGGAACGCUUUCCACAAUAAAGGGAACUUACUGCGACACACAGAGACACAUUUAAAUCACCCCGAUCUCCUGUGUGGCGUCUGUGGAGAGCGGGCCGAGUCGUCCGAGAGCUUGCAGCUCCACAUCCAGAGUCACAGAGAAAUGAGCAAGGCCUGCGACAUCUGUGGUGACAACUUCAGGGACAUGGAGAUCCACAUGAGAACGCACUCCGGGCAAAAGCCUUUCAGGUGUAAAGACUGCUGCAAGGAUUUCCCCAGGAAGAGCUCCCUGGAGAGACACCUGAAGCUACACGCCGGCGAGAGGCCGUACAUCUGCGAGUUCUGCGGAAAGACUUUCAUCGAAAGCACCGUCCUCAAGCGCCACAUCAACAGCCACACCGGCGGGAAGCCCCGUAUUUACACUUGCGAAACCUGUGACAAGAAGUUCACCAUGAGCCAACAUCUGGACGUGCACAAGAGGAUCCACACAGGGGAGAAGCCGUUCCCCUGCAAGGUCUGCAGCAAAACCUUCAGGCAGAUCGGCAACCUGGACUCCCACAUGAGGAUCCACACGGGCGAGAAGCCGUUUAUCUGCAGCCUCUGCGGGAAAACCUUCCGCCAGAAAAUCUCGCUGGAGACGCACGAGCGUUUCCACAAGAAGGACAAGGCGUUCGUCUGCCAGGUGUGCAGGAAGGGCUUCGUGCAGAAGAUCGACCUGAAGAGGCACAUGCUGACGCACACCGGCGAGAAACCCUUCAGCUGCCACGCUUGCGGAAAGAGCUAUCAGGAGAAGCGCUCGCUGGAGUCGCACAUGAAGGUCCAUGCGGGGGAGCAGGCCGCCAAGGACCCGGCUGUGAUGUCACACAUGAAGCAGCUGGAGGCGGAGGUCCAACCUCAGUUCACUCAGCUGUGAUCUGUUGCUGUUUGUACGUAACAACUCAGCUCUUUCCCGUCUGAUAUAGGAAAAAUGGCACAAAACAGGAAGUCUGCUCUCACAUAAAGAGACAAAGCUUCCUGUUUCUGAUGCUUUCUGACAUCACCUUACAUUCUGAUUUAAAAGCUUAAUGAUUAGUCACAACAGAAAUAUUUUUAUUGCUUCUGUUAGUGAAUAAUUGAACAUUUCUAACAGCAAAUUGGAGCCAUUUUUACUCUUGUCACUACUAUUAUUCAUUUUGAAUGAAUUUUGCUCAAAAAUCCCUUGAAGUUCAGUUCUGUGCUUUAAUGUGUGCAAAAAACAAAAGUGAGCUACAAAUAGCUACUUUGAGGUGAUCUGCUGUAAAUAUUUCACAUUUUGGUUUAAUUUGUACAUUUAACUUUGCUCCUGAACUUGGAGGAUUUUAAGAGUUUCUGUUAAGCAAAGAGUCGACUUGUGUCAUCUUUACUUUCAUAAUAAACAUUUUUAUUGUAAUUUAUCCAGAAAUAGGGAAGAAAAGAUCAGAACAUUUUGGAUAGAAAACCAGUAAAAUAACAACACUAUUCCUAUGUUAAGUAACUCUUAGUUGUUUACUGGAGUUAUUUAUAAAUUAAUUGAAAGCGUUAUUGAAGCUGACAGAAUAAUUAUUUCUACUAAUUUUAUUGACAUCAAAGCACUAAAAAUUAAAUUCUGUAAACAGUUUUCAAAAUACAGAGAAAUCUUUAGUUCUUAACUUAAUUCACAGUUAUUAUUUGUGUCAAUUCCUAAAAAUACCCAAAAAGAACUGUUUCUCUCACAAAAUAUGAUACAAACUAUUUUUAAGAUUUUAUUUUUUUUCCAUUUUAAUCUUAUUUAAUCCUCGUUGUGCUUUAAGGAGCAUAUUUUCUACAACUUUUAUGUUUCAAAAUUAAUCAUUUCCUAGACACAAUUUUUAAUUUUUAUUUUUUUAUCAGUUUCUUUAAACAGUUUGGGCCUCAAACUAAAACAAUCAGCGAUGAAAAGGUCAUGAAAAAAUAUUUUCUACAGCCCAUAAAAAUCUCCUGAGUUGUUUAUUGUUGUACAAGAACUUUGUAAAAUAAUUUAAACUUGAUUCUUUUUUCCCCAGUACUUUUACUCAUUCCUUUUUGAAAAGGAAUGAGGAUCAAAAAUUUGACUUUUGCUCACUUAUUAACAUCUCUUUGCUGUAAUCACAAUUUAAACUUUUAAAAUUGUUUAGUGCACUAAAAUUGUGUUUUUGCUUUUCCCUCAUUGUUUUGACUGAGUAGUAGCUCUUAGUGUUUUUAUUUUUCUGCAACUUUAAUGUUUGUUUGACUUUAACAGAAAACUUUUAUUUUGCAGCACUUUUAUUUGUAGUUGUAUAAUGAUGUGGUAAUGCUGGAUUGUCUUUUAUCCUGAGUUAAUUCUGCUAAAACUGUGUGAAAUAAAAAAAAAAUA